AUGAAGCAGGGAGCCCAUAAAAGAUUGCAGCACCAGGCGACGCAGAUUGGAUUUGAACCAUCCGGUCUACCAAUGCACACGGAUUCUGCAAACAUAGUGGACGGUGCGUUUAAAGAGCCAGGCCAGGGUAUUGAUGAUAAAGAAGAGUCGGACGAACUCGCUAAGAUUGACGAUGAUGUUCGAUUCUCACAUCCCAGCUACUUUCCGAACAUUUGUCGCAAGACAAUGACUGUCCAAACCGAUGGCACUGAGGAUCUCGACACUCCAGCAAGAUCGAUGCCAGACCCAGGAACAGCCCCUGAUGACUACUUGUCACUUCCCAUGACAAGUCCUGCCCGACCCGGUGCCUCUUCGCCGGCAGUCGGAGACUGCUGCUCAGGUCUUUUGGCCGUCGAACCUCCAUCACCUAUAUACCACGGCACGAAGGCCCCCCCCUCGCCUAUCGAGAGGUUGGGCUCCAAAGGCAAGAGGAACAAGAACUAUAUUCGUUUCCAAGGAUCACAUCCAUUCGUGCCGGGGAAGAUCACACAUAAGCACCCAGGGGGGCUCCAUCACAAAAAGUACAUUCAGUACGUAUAUUCGCACACGAGCUCUGACUACAGGAUCACACAUCACUACCUUUGCGAAACAUCAGAUCUCGAGAAGCCAGUGUAUUACUAUCAUGAUGUUGGGGGCUACACACGCCUGGACCCGGACCACAGAUUUACCCUACAUCUGGGUAAUCAUUCCGGAACGCCUAUACUUGGGGCGAUGUGGCACAGCAGUGGUGGGAUGCAUUUCGCUGUCGGCAAUCCCUUCAUGGAUAUCAAGAACAUGUACGACGAAAGUGUGUCCACCAUUCAGAGACAACAUUGCGAUUACCUCAAGCCCAUAUCUUCCGCUCCAACGAGAUGGCACAUGGACUUUUCUUUUGGAGGCGGAAAAGGAGAAGGGCUGCAGAAAACUUACAGGUGGCAAGUUGUACAUGUGGCCGAGACAAUCCCACAACUUCGACGUGGAAAAUUAGAGUUAAGGGAAAAGCACGGCCAUGAAGAUGUGGAUGGGGAGGGCAAGAAGAAGGAGAAGAGCAAGUUGCUUGCUACCUGUAGAAAUGCUGAUGAGCUGAGUACGAAUCUCUGGGUCAGAGAAGUCUCCGAUGAGCUGGGGGACGAACUUGCGAGGAUGAGAUGGAAAUCCUGGGUUCUACUGACUUGGGGUGCAAUGCGAGAUCGAAUGCGAGGCCCCCAUAAUACAGGCUCUCCUUAUCACGAUGUUGGGUACACCCAGACUACCAAGACAGUCCAGUCUCCGGGUGGGCUGAUUCCUUUUUCUGGCUUUACACUGGGAGGGUGCAUACUUCCUGUGACAAGAGAGGAUAUUCGGGAACGGAGCUUGAAGGGAGAAGAGUACUAA
Messenger RNA from Drepanopeziza brunnea f. sp. 'multigermtubi' MB_m1, 1392 nucleotides. RefSeq lists its product as uncharacterized. The record is from RefSeq and is a predicted model, not a curated record. Lineage: Eukaryota; Fungi; Ascomycota; Leotiomycetes; Helotiales; Drepanopezizaceae.